AUUAUUACUAAAGACCCCUGCGUGUAGUCUUCUAUGGAGCCUGACCAGGAAAUUACUGGAUGGCUGACCAGUCUGCACCUGCCCCAAUAUGCCUCCAGCUUCGCCAGGGCUGGCUACCGUUGCUUUAAAGACCUUAGGAUCCUAACUGAGGAGAAGCUUUUUGAGGUCGACAAUAUUCCCACAGGACACCGGCGGAGGAUCCUAAGCAGCCUGGAGACCCUGAUGGUGGAAGUGGAUGGAGGUAAAGGUUCUAUGAAAGUACCCGCGAGGAGAAAGCCAAUCCCAAGACCUAGACAAGUGUUUCCCAAGGCUAAGAAGAGAGGCAUAUCUUGUCAGAAUUCUAAGGGCAGUACCGUUGGACAGUACAGUAACAUCCAGACGACAAAGCAAACUCUUCUUUCAGGGACUAGUGUUACAUGUUACACUGUUUCCUCCAGCUCUAGCUCCGCCUCUGAGCAUGGCAGCAGCGAAUCACUGGAGAGCUUUUCAGAAGAACCUAUUCCAGAUGAGAAUGAUGACUUUCCCUCAGAAGGAGCUUCUGUAGGGUUUCAGGGAAAAAUGGUUGAAAAUGAAAUAUAUGAGCAGUGCACCUUCAUUAAGGAACCCUCUGAGCUGAGUUCUACCCUCUCCUAUAAGCUACGACACAGGCCCAUUCCAGAGAUUCCCGAGCAUCCCUUCAAACCUCCUUAUGACUGGAAUGUGGCAGCAAAUAACAACAGUGACCAUCUCUCAAGGUCUGAGGGACACGUUUGCCCCACAGGCAGUAAGAAAGCAUCACUUCAAAGGACCUUGUCCCCCAUUGCCCCAUAUGGAGAGCUUUUUCUGUACAAUUCAGCAGAAAUAGAAAUGGAUUUGGGCAAUGAUGUAAUGUCCAGUCAAAGAGUAAAAGAGAACCUGGAACAACAGAAGUUAAGAAACAAGCAGACACAAAUAACAAGAAGCAAGACAAUAACACACAAUAACAAGAAGCAAGACCUUUCCAAGCAACAUUAUGUCGAUGAUGAUGAUGAUGAUUACUCCACUGUACAAGAAUCCACACUUAGUCAGCGUUUGGCUAAUGAAUGCUCUUUUAAACAUCCUACACCGUCUACUCUUCUCUCGAGCACUGGACCAUCAGCUUCAGCCCAGCCACAAUCAGUUGUACAAGACCUAUACAGUAGGGUGCAAGAUGACAUACCAGGCCUACUGAGACCAAACCUUCCUUCUCAAACAGAAGUUUCCAUUUCUCCCUAUGCCUGCUUCUAUGGGACCCAUACUGCAGCCACCAAAGCAGGCUGGCUAGACAAACUCUCCCCUCAAGGGAACUGUGUCUUUCAGAGAAGAUGGGUGAAGCUUGAAGGAGGAAAUCUCACUUACUACAACAGCGAUAAGGAGAUGUACUCGAAGGGCCUGAUACCUGUUUCAGCAGUUAAACAAGUUUGCGCUCUGGGUGAGAAUAAGUUUGAGGUGGUCACCUCUGUAAGAACCUUUGUGUUUCGGGCAGAGAAAGAAGGAGAGCGUCAGGAUUGGCUAGAGGUUCUCCAGUCUGCUUUGAGCUCCCAGUCCUCCAUUUCCCAUCAGCCUCGCAAAAAUAACACAAACAAGAGUGGCUACGUCGAGCUGCGUGGCCUUAAAGGAAGAGUCUACCUCAGCCUCAUGAGAACCAGCUUCAGACUCUGUAAAACAGACCAGUCUUUGCAUUUCUUGGGCAGAGAGCGUCAGGAUUGGCUAGAGGUUCUCCAGUCUGCUUUGAGCUCCCAGUCCUCCAUUUCCCAUCAGCCUCGCAAAAAUAACACAAACAAGAGUGGCUACGUCGAGCUGCGUGGCCUUAAAGGAAGAGUCUACCUCAGCCUCAUGAGAACCAGCUUCAGACUCUGUAAAACAGACCAGGACUUUAAUGCAGGGCUGGCCAUCACUGUGGUGGACCUGACGGCUGCGUGUGUGAAACAAGUUGAGAGGAAAGGAUUUGAGAUCACUACACCUUUCAAAUCCUUCUGUUUCACAGUGGAGUCGGAGCGUGAGAGAGAGGAAUGGAUAGAGGCAGUUCAAGAGUCCAUCGUAGAGACAUUGUGCAAUUAUGAGGUGCUUGAGAAGGUUUGGUUCAACAAGUCCAACAGGAAGUGCGCCGAUUGUCAGGCUCCUGAGCCGGAAUGGGCCUCUAUCAACCUGUGUGUGGUCAUCUGCAAGAAUUGUGCAGGUCAGCAUCGAUUCCUGGGUCCUGGUAUCUCAAAGGUCCGCAGUAUGAAGCUAGACAGCAGCAUAUGGACCAACGAGCUCAUUGAGCUGUUUUUAGAUGUUGGGAAUACAAAUUCCAACAGCUUCUGGGAAGCAAAUCUUCCCCCAGAGGAUAAGCUUUGCAAGCAGCCAUCGCCAGAGCAGCGUGCAUCCUUUAUCCGCAGGAAGUACAAUAAGAGGAAGUACAAGAAAGUUCUAGAAGGUCUAAACACUCAAGAGGAACUCAACAAGGUCUCUUGUCUGAUACUUUCGUUCAGCCUGAAGUUUCUACCUGAUACUUUCUACCUGAAGCAGUAG
Messenger RNA from Sinocyclocheilus grahami, 2511 nucleotides. RefSeq names its product arf-GAP with Rho-GAP domain, ANK repeat and PH domain-containing protein 2-like. The transcript has 15 exons. The record is from RefSeq and is a predicted model, not a curated record. Gene Ontology annotation, molecular function: phosphatidylinositol-3,4,5-trisphosphate binding; GTPase activator activity; protein binding. Bases 34 to 2511 code for a protein of 825 amino acids. Gene Ontology annotation, cellular component: cytoplasm. NCBI's taxonomy places the organism in Eukaryota, Metazoa, Chordata, Actinopteri, Cypriniformes, Cyprinidae.